UACACAUGUUAAACCAAAAUACAAAUUCAUUGUUUUGAAAUUACAUUUCACGUAAAGUUUGUGUUUUUACUUUAAGAAAUGUCGCAUGGACACUCUCACAGUCAUGGCGGAUGCAGCCAUGAAGCCACCGAUGUGGAUCACGCCCUGGAAAUGGGCAUAGAGUAUAGUCUAUAUACCAAAAUUGAUUUGGAAAAUACAGAAUGCCUGAAUGAGGAGACCGAUGGCACUGGCAAGACUGUUUUUAAGCCUUACGAAAAGCGACUAGAUCAUAGCAAAUUUGUGCAAAGUGAUGCCGAUGCGGAACUACUUUUUAAUAUUCCCUUUGCCGGCAAUAUCAAGUUGAAAGGCAUUAUCAUAUGCGGCGCCAAUGAUGAUUCACAUCCAAACAAAGUUAAAAUCUUUAAGAAUCGCCCCAAGAUGACAUUCGAUGAUGCCAAAACCAAAGCGGAUCAAGAGUUUGAUUUAACACGCGAUGCAGCAGGCGAAAUUGAGUAUUCACCCAAAGUUGUCGCCUUCUCAUCCGUACACCAUUUGUCUUUGUAUUUUCCCAGCAAUUUUGGUGAUGAUAACACGCGCAUCUACUAUAUAGGGCUGCGUGGUGAAUUUAGUGAAGCUCAUUAUCAUGGAGUUACUAUUUGUAACUAUGAAGCACGUGCCAAUGCUGCUGAUCAUAAGGAUAAGGUCUUUGAUGGCGUAGGACGCGCUAUACAAUAAGCAGAAGCCUCUGCAAAAAUGGAUCCUCAACAAAAAUUGCAUUGAAUGCACAUUUUUUUAAAAACAUAUUUAAUAA
This is a messenger RNA of Drosophila busckii, 790 nucleotides long. RefSeq names its product PITH domain-containing protein GA19395. The coding region runs from base 79 to 714 and encodes 211 amino acids. Gene Ontology annotation, cellular component: nucleus. The record is from RefSeq and is a predicted model, not a curated record. NCBI's taxonomy places the organism in Eukaryota, Metazoa, Arthropoda, Insecta, Diptera, Drosophilidae. The transcript is spliced from 4 exons.